This is a messenger RNA of Porites evermanni, 6841 nucleotides long. NCBI's taxonomy places the organism in Eukaryota, Metazoa, Cnidaria, Anthozoa, Scleractinia, Poritidae. The record is from the annotation of a GenBank genome assembly.
AUGUUAGGAAACCAAGAAUCACAGGGAGAGCCACAGGAUAAGCUGUCUUGUCAGUUAGAGCCCGAUCAAGAAGUUGCAGCGGUACUAGGAACAGGUAUAAAAUGAAAAGGGAGUGAUUCAAGCCACGUGGUGGCUGAUCUACACAAUAUAUGUAACCUGUGGAUUCAUAUAGCGAUCACCUGUUGCUCAAAUGUGUUAAAAACUCACAGCCUAAAUAUAUGAAAAAUUAAACCACAACUUGUGGAAGUUAAGGGCUAUUUGAAAACAGAGUGUAUAAUUAUGCACAUGCAUAACAUAGAGCCUUAAAGAGGCAUAUUGAGGAAAAAAUAACUCAAUCAUGCCGAUUUUAGGAAGCCUGAGUCGCAGACGGAAUGAAUCCCCGGUUAGUAACGUCUGCAAAGCAGAGCCAAGAUCCUCGUUCUGGGCCCCCAACAUACUCAACAACCUAAAAUGUGUUUCAAAUUUCCUUUCAACCUGAAUGGCAAAUCAACAAUAGCUUUUUUAAUGGGCCAUUCAUGGUGCAUACUCAAAUCCUAGUACACAGAUAAGGGCCUAGAACAAGGAUUUUGUCACUGUUUUGCAGACGGACUUAACCAGAGUUAAGUUUUGUCGGUGACACAGGCUAAUUUUAGGGAGUAUGUUUUAAGAAUGCAUUAUAUUUCUUGACAGAAGCUCAUUUUGCUCAGUCUGGCCACCUGUUGGUCAAGAAAGGCCCAAGGUCUUCAUCAACAAAAGAGUUGACUGGUGGAUUCAAGGUGAGUCCUCACUUUUAAAAUGAGGCUUAUAUUAAAGGUAUGUCCCAUUUUCUGCAAAAUCAUCUCAAGUACUGUCCAUAUUCACAAGCAGUGGUAAACCUGAAAUCAACAGUAUUGUGAGUUCGAUCAUAACCAACUAAAUUAGUACCAUAAAUAACUUGUUUAGGUCCUGCCUCAAAAGCCACCUUUCUACUAUCUCUUUCCUGGGAGGUGGUGGGGUGGGGGGGGGGCAGCGCUCCCCAUAACGGUCUUGAAAGGGGGACUCCGCCCAAAAGAAGUACCCUUUUCAGGCUUCAGGUAAAUAAAAAGUUAGGGAUUUAAUGAAUGAAAGUAUAUGAAAGGGCAGCAAAAUCUGUCAUUUUAUUAAAAUAUUUCAAGCAAAUGACAAGGGCAUGAAUGCACCUAAACUAAGGCUGUAUAUUUUCAUUCCAUUUGCCAUGUUCUCCCAAUGUAUCAUUCGGCUGUACACAGGCUAUUCAAAGAUGCAUCUCUUCUGUCAGGAAUGGUAUAUAUGAUAAGGGGUUGGACCUCAGGGCAUAACCUCCCUGUAUAAAACUUUGUUGAUUACCGUAGUCCCAGGUCCCCUUCUUAGAGAAAGAAGGUGGUUAAGCCCCCACCUCACUGAUCAUCCUUCUGCUGAUACAGAAUUAACAUUUUUUAUUUGUAUUUGUAUACAGCUGGAGCAAGAGAUCAAGGAAUAUGUGAGCACUACUGAUAAAGCUGCCGCACAAUGUAAGCUGCAAAUCUAAUAAUUUAAUAGCAAUCAAAACUGAUAUGACCAUAAACAGGUCAGUUUAAUUGAUGGACUGCAUGUUAAUAUAAAACCCUAAAUAAAUUAUCAUAUUAGGGAGCUGUCUUGUGUUAAACAUGGUAAGUCAUACAAAAGGUACAUGGUUGGGUGAUGAUUAUGUCAGUGUUGUCAACUCUCUCAGAUAAUCCAGGAGACUCCAGAUUUUGGACCACAUCUCCCGGUCUUCAGAUUAGAGUAUGAAAUCUCCCGGAUAUUCUCCGAAGUUUGCCAUUCAGUUGUAGACUCGACUUUCCGACAAUAGACUUUUAAAUAUUUUGCUUUGUCUGAGCUAUUUUACUUAAUUUAACAUCGAAUGUUUCCUCAUAAACUUUGGUAUGGUAUAUUAUGCCAUUGCAAUGUAUGCAAUAAUGUGAAACAUUGCAAAUUUGUGACAAUCGGGUCAACGAGUAUUUUUUGCACAAAUGAUAUCAUAUACCUUAUGAUAUGACAUCAUCUAUCAUCCCUUCCCUAUCAAUUCCAAAUAUUUGAAGACGUUGGGGGUUGACAGCCCUGUUAUGUAUAGACAAGGGUUUGGAUGAUAACAUAUUCUACAGUGCCAGAUCCAGACCUUGAGAUAAGUGGGGGGGGGGGCUCGUCUAGACCCUUAGAUAUAAAAAGGGGGCCCAGUCUGACCCUUUGGGCCUCAAUUAGGUCUAAAAAUAAUCCUGUGUUUCAUCUGUAGCACUGUGACCUGUGGAAUGUCACCUGUACCAAAAGAGUUUGGUCAUUUCACAAGCCAAACGUAAGCCUGAGUCAACCACGAACCACAAGCCAAGCACGAGCCAACCUUGAGUGAAGCCCAAAUGUUAAUUUUUCCUAUUUUUGAGUUUCAUGGCCACAGAAAAGCAAUAUUACAGUAAAACCCGUCCUCUUAAGUUAACAACAGAUCACAAAGUGACCAAGCUAUUGUAACAAAGAACUGAGGAAAUAUAUACAUAUACCUCUUGUUCUUGAGUUCUUCAUUUUCUUUCUCAGAUCCAUCCCUACAUUUUCUAGCUGCUCAGGGUGAAAUUGCAAAGAUUAAAGAGGAGAUUGACAAAGGUAAAUUUAGCAACACAAAGUAGCUUGGUUUUGGGUUUGCUUAGUGUUUUCACUGACUUAAUUUUUAGUAACAAAUGUAGAGAGAUUUAGAGUCCUGUUUACGGUAAACGGCAAAUGUGAAUUUGUACCACGUUACCAAGUUUUUCCUUAACUUGUGUUCUUCUACCCCCAGAUUAGUUAUUUCAUGUCAGUUUUGUCUUGGACUGUGUUCAGCUGCACGUUUUCUGUUUUAGGAAAUUUUUAACUUGAAUCUGACAUUUGCCGUUUAUGGUAAAUGUCACUCUAAAUCUCUCUAAUGUCUUGAGAGACUGCCUCAUUCACAAUAUUGAUUGCAAUGUAGAUUUGCAUGCAAAGGACAGCAGGAAAGGGGAAUGUGGGUGAACACAUUCAGAGUUUUUGCUUUGCUCUUUAAACCAGUUCCUUUUCUUUUUUUUCCCUUUCUGUGGGUGUCACUAUGGUUGCUCUAGCUCACUGGGAGCAUUACCAGGCAAGGGAAUUCUUUGGUGGAAAACAUGCAGUGAAACAAUGUCUGCAUAGAGAGGCUCAACAAUUCUUUGUUUCUUUGUUACUGGUGAAUAUAAUAUAUUUUUGAACCUUAUCAUGGUAGGUACAGAUGUGAAUGCUGUGGAUAAAACAGGCCUGACACCCCUAGCUUGGGCAGCAGCUCACAGACAGGUCAGUUGGAGGUCUUCUGGAUAGACUACGAGUAACAGAGUGAGGCACAGAGCAGCCAUGUUAUUAGAGUCACACCAUAAGAUAGCAUGGAAUCUCUCUGCCCUCUUAACCCUACUCCCUGAGUAGAACGCUAAUAGUCAAUUGCUAUUACCAUUACCAUUACCCACAAUCCCAGAAAAAACUACUUGAGAAUGUUUUUCCCUUACGUAUACUGUGCACUAUCCUAUGCAACAAAACGUCUAGUUCCAAAACAACUACUUAGCAGAAAGAAAUCCCCUUUCCCCAGUUCAAUGUUGCUUCCUAAAAACGCCCAGGGAUUAUGCUUUUUUUUACAUUGCUUCCAGGGGGAGAGGGAGAGGGAGAGGGAAGAAUUGGUACAGCUACAAUGUUUAGAAAAAUGCUCCUCAAGUAUGUGAUUUUUUCCACAGUUUUGUCCAAGAUUGUAGGCAAGCACUAAUACCGAUUUAAGUAGGUCACAAUGGAACCUUGAUGUAAUGAAGGGCCUAGGGACUGGGAAUAAUAUUGUUUGCCAUAACAAGGUUUUGUCUGAAGCACCGUAUCUUGUCUGAGGUGGCUAACCAUGAUGGAAGAGACCAGGACUCAAAUAAAAAUUCUUGAGUCUAUCUACCAUCAUGCAUGUGACUUACCACUCUGUCUUAUAAAUUCUGUUAUGCUUUGUUUUGUGUGCGUGCUAUAGAAAGCAACCAUAACCAUACUGCUUCAGUGUGGAGCAGAUGCCACAGUAUGUAGUCCAACUGGUGAGACAGCGUUAUCAUUUGCCGCUUGUCAGGGGCAGCUGGAUGCUGUUGAACAGCUGCUUGAGUAUGGUGCAGAUCCUGAUAUUGCAAAUGUGGUAUGUAUUGAGAUAAGACUGACCUGUCAGUACAUGUCUUAUCCAUACUAUCCAGUAACUUUUACUGUUUUAAAUUAAUUGUGCUAGAAGGCAACAUUUUACCAAAAUUAAGAAACUGUUUUCAUUUAAAAGAAAUGUGCGUAGAUCUGACUGUACCCUAGGCCAGGGCUUUCCCUAAGAUUUCAAGUUUCCAGGCAAAUCCAACAAGUCAGUGUGGGAUCAAACAGCUAAACAUUUCUUUUGGUUCUUUUUUUCUUUCUAAGAUUACCUAGACAGAAAAAUAGAAGGAACUAAUAUAAACUCAACGGGGCAUGGGAUUCUCCAUGGUUAAAAUUAGUUUUAAAGUAAAGGUCUCCAUCAGGAUGAAAACACAGAAGUAAAAAUUGUCCCCCCUCUACUCCCCCCCGCCCCCCCCAAAAAAAAAACAUAAAAAGGGGAAAACCUAAAAGGAUCUGUCAGGGUCAUGUGACUUUUCAUGUUAAAUUAGCCCCGUGCAAAUUGAUGCGACAUUGUUAGCCAACAACUCUCAACAUUUUUGGGAGUUGUUGCAUCUGUUUGCACAUAGCUGAAAGUUUGGCCGGUUUCAAACUUUGCCCAACAACUCCCAACAACAAGCAACAACAUGCAACAGGGUGUGCAACAGGAUGCAACAUGUAACAUCCAAAGUUGUUGGCUAAUAAUGUUACGUCCGUUUCCACGUAGCAUUAAGCUAAGUACAAAUGGACCCAACAACUCCAAACAUUGUUGGGUCAACAAGGACAAUGUUGGGAUUUGUAGCAUCAGUGUUGGCAGUGGUGCGCCAACUCCCAACAAUGUUGGGACCUGCAGUGCAUCGUGGCAAGGAUACAACAAUACUUUGGAGACCAUGUGUAAUGCGCGUGUGUGGCCCCAACAAUGUUGGAAGAGCUGUGCAAACGGAUCCAACAUUGUUGCGCUACGCUUCGGCGAUCACGGAACAAAAGAAAUGUUGGAGUUGUUGGCUGAAAAGUUUGACCGGUUUCAAACUUUGCGCAUGCAACAUGUAACAUCCAACAAUGUUCGUCCGUUUGCACGGGGCUUUAUAUAGUUGUUACUUGCCUUGAAAUAUGUGUUUGUUAUUUGGAUUAUAGGAAGGAGGCACUCCCCUGAUGUAUGCAGCUUUUAAUGGCUACCCGCAAGUCGUCAAACUUCUCCUAGGUACGGAAACAUUUUAAGUUAAAGUAUGUUCAAUUUCUUCUUUUUUGCUUUGCCCUUCCAUCGACUCAAAGACCGCUUCUUUUGUCGCCGAAAACUGAAGCCUUUGAAUACGCUCUUUUAAUGGGUACGAUGGGUUCAUUUUUUACCAUACAUGUAUGAAAAGGUACGGUAAACUGGGCAACAAAAACAUGAAACAUAUUUUGCAACAUGAUUGCAAAACGACUUGAAUAGCGAUGUCGCGAGAGAGUAGUUCUUCUUUUUGCAACAAAAUCUGUACAUGUUGCGCGUUUUAUACCGGCCCAAGGGAAACUUGGAUGUUUUGCAGCAAGUGAGGUAACGCCCGUGUAUGGCAUAACUCCCGCGUUAUUUUAUCCAAUCAGAAGUCAGUAUUCACGCAACUUGCAACAAGCUGAUUUGUUACUAGACAGGUUUGAGCGUGGGUCAGUAAAACGCGCAACAUUGCUUUUCAACUCGUUUUGCAGCAAUGUUGGAAAACAAGUUGCACGUUAUUUUGCCCGUCCUGGCGCAAUGCAGCGUUUCAGUACUGGACUCUGAAAAUGAUACAAAAAGUUUUAACUUGUGAACGCAAAUAAGCCGUUUUCAAAUUUCAUGCGGAUCAUUCCAAACACCAAACUAACGUUAUAUUAAAAGAGCGGGUGUCACUGGACAAUUCCGAGAGUUGAUGAACCUGUGACCCUUGAAGUAAUUCCAACUAAUUGGAGACACUGCUUUCGACGAUUUUUUAGGCCUAGGUAUUUUUUUUAUUACUAUUGCUAUUAUAAAAUCUUACUCCGGACUUUCUUCAUUUUAUGUGAUUGUUUUAAGUGACAUAGUUGCUCGAAAUUGCUUAAGAGUAAAAAUUGCCAAAUACUUGAAGAAAAUUUUAUAAUGAUUCCUGUGUUUAUUUUUAUUCAUGCAAGAACAUGGGGCGGACUUAACAGCAACUAACAAUGAAGGACAAACUGCAAUGAGUCUGGCUGUAGGAGUAGGCAAUAAAAACGGUAAGUUUACCUUCAUCGACUUCCAGUGGCUUUCAUUCGGGUCGUUCAGAACGGCUUCAAAACCAAAGUUACCCAGGAAACUGUAAGCGAACCUCCUUCUUGCCUAUGGGCAGUCGUUCAAGGUGGCAAAAACAACAGCGAAAGUUUUCGCUUCCGGGUCGCCAAGAACUUGCUAAGCUACGGGCCAGUCGCUUGAACUCAGUUGGGGGAGUCAAAAUUUAUAUAGUGUAUCUCUUGGACCUUACAUAAGAAAAGACGUUCAUAGGUUACUUUUCAGUACGAUCUAACAUUCGUUGGUUGUUACACCUUCCUCCCUCUCUUUUCAGCGUGUCGGGCGCUCGAAAGGAAAAAUAAAUACAAAUCGAGUGCACGAGAACGAGAGAAAAAGCACCUCCGGAGCUUUUAUGAGAACAAUGAUAAGAUAGAAAGUGACUGUGAUUCAGCGGACUGGCUAAACUUAGCCUGCGAAAACAUUCGUUUCUCCUCGCUCUUCGCCGCUGAGGACGUAAACAACUGUGCCUUAAUAACAAGGAAGGAUAACGCUGCAUAG